This is a messenger RNA of Solanum dulcamara, 1078 nucleotides long. RefSeq lists its product as uncharacterized. The coding region runs from base 337 to 705 and encodes 122 amino acids. The record is from RefSeq and is a predicted model, not a curated record. NCBI's taxonomy places the organism in Eukaryota, Viridiplantae, Streptophyta, Magnoliopsida, Solanales, Solanaceae. The transcript has 3 exons.
UAUAUCUCAAAGACUACUUUUAUUUUAUCCUUCAGUUCAGUUCACUGGAUAGGAAGUUUUCUUAUUAGUUUUUUAAAUUUUUGGCUCUAUUUUCAGGUUCAAUAUGAAGACUGAAUAUGAGGAUGGAUCAAUUAUGAAGAAUACUCUCAGAUAUUUUGUCGCGCCUGAUGCAAUUGGAAGGGAACGAGGACGAGGGCUUAAAUCUUUGACAUCAAAAGGGAAAAUUUCAACUAAGAGUUUAUCUUCUCAAUCUAGUGAUCUAGUUAAGCAAUACAUCAAAGAAGUUGAAACAAGUAUUAUUGGCAAGGGACGAGAACAAGAACUUUAAACUUUACCAUGUCUUCUAUUCAAGGAAAGGGAGCGACACAUAAGAACUCCAUGGUUCUUGAAAAAGAGUAUAUGCAAGUUAAGACUAUAUUUCCUUCAUCUAUUAAUCAAGCAACAGUGCUAUUGUUAUGGCCUACAAUCACUGAGCAGCUUCAUAUCAUGCGGAACAUACACCACAACUUGCAAAUUGAGUGUCCAUCUGCUAAGACUGGUCUUUAUGGUGGCGGUGCCUUCUUGUCUCUUGAUUCUGCACUCUUCUGGUUGGUUUGCUUAAUGCUAGCUAAUAAUGUUCGGGAGGAUUACUUUGAAGAAACAACAAAUCUUAAAGGCGAGGCUGCAGUAAACUAUGAAGAAGAUAUAGUUAUAAAGAGUGCCUAAGCUAUUUCUAUAUGUAUUUCACUUGCUUGUUUCAUUUCUGAUGUUGCCGCAAUUAGGUGGUAGCAUACCUUGUGCGAGAACUCGAUUGUUGCAUUUGCAUAUAUGAAAAAUGUUAUUCAAAAAAAAAAUUACUGCUACAACCGGCCACUGCCCAUAAAUUGUUGCUAGCUCAUUUCAGAAUUGCCUCCAUCGUCUUCUCUUGAUACAAGGCAUACUCUCCUCUACAUUUUUGGGUGGAAUUUGAAUUCCAGACCAUCUACCUAUUUCUCCCUGGACCUUAUCUAUCCAUAUGCACUCUAUAAAAAGAGAUAUUGUUGAGUCUCUAAAGUAUCCAUAGCACACAAGCAGCAGCUAGUAUUUCUUGCAAUAAAAU